Megalobrama amblycephala (Wuchang bream) is the source of this 12229-nucleotide messenger RNA. RefSeq names its product obscurin like cytoskeletal adaptor 1b (gene obsl1b). The record is from RefSeq and is a predicted model, not a curated record. The transcript is spliced from 40 exons. Gene Ontology annotation, molecular function: protein binding. The coding region runs from base 539 to 11473 and encodes 3644 amino acids. NCBI's taxonomy places the organism in Eukaryota, Metazoa, Chordata, Actinopteri, Cypriniformes, Xenocyprididae.
UUUAGCCACUGCGAGCAAGUGAAUGGAGAGCCUGACUUAUCUUCACUGCUGUCAUCGAGGCUGCCAGUAUUUUUAGGGGACAGGAGCAGCUGCAAAAGCAUUUAACAGUCUUCUAUGAACAAUAACACUAGGGGUGUCUCAGGACUAAACGCCAUAGAGAUCGUGAGACUGCUGGAGCGUUCAAAGGAAAGCUGUCUGAUUAGACUAAAACCAUCUUAAAAGGGGCACUUUAAAAGCCUUGGCAAAAUGGGCAGGUGACACUGACCAGAUGUUAAUGAGGAGAACAUACCGCAACAAACUUACCGAAGCGGAAAAGGAUUAUUCUGUAAAAAAGAAAAAAAAAUACUACAGCUGGAAGUGAGGGCCAGUGAAGCAGGAGGACCUGGUUGCCGUGGAAUGUAUAUUGACAGUUGUCUCUGAGGACUAAAGAGAGAGCCUUACUUGAUAAACAGCUGGACAACAAAAUUCUUUCAAAGUAAUAAAGAGACUGAAUGCCUGUAGCCUGUCAAUCUGAGUGGAGGUUGGCAAGUGAGCAGGGAUGGAUGUCUUUGGUGGAGCGCCACGGUUCCUGGCCUACCCUCGUCCCGUGGUUGUACAGAGUGGCACAGAUGCAGUUCUGAAAUGCCAGAUCAGUGGAGAUCCCAGACCAGCAGUUAUAUGGGAGAGAAACAAUGAGAAGAUUCACCCAGAGGGUAGAUACCGGGUGUUUGAGGAUGGCAAUGUCUACAACCUUAUCAUAACUUCUGUGACAAUGGAGGACAGUGGACAAUACAUCUGUAAGGCCAAGAACUGCAUUGGAGAGACUUACGCAGCAGCCACUUUGAAAGUAGAAGGCGAAGCACAGGAGAUGGAAUUUCGGGAGGAAAACAAGCCACGCUUCCUCAUUAAGCCCCUGUCGACUAGAGUCGGACGAGGAGAGGAUGCAGUGUUCUCCUGUAAGCUGUGGGGAAAUCCUAGACCAGAAGUGAUGUGGGAGAAGGAUGGCAAGAAGUUGAAUGAGAUCUUUGAGAGCACACAUUUCACCAUCAGCUAUCAGGAUGGAGGAUGGUUCCAGCUAAAGAUUUUCAAGACAAGAGCACCAGAUGGAGGGGUGUACACAUGUAAGGCCAGGAAUGAAUUUGGAGAGAGUCUGGCUGGGGCUGUGCUGUUAGUGGAUGCUGGACCAGGACACGAGGAUGAAGGGAACCGUAAUGGAUACACAAAUGCCCACUGGAAAGCACAUCAGGGAAAACAGAGAAGUGGUAGGCAAGUUGCAACAAGACUGAAAGAUGACCCGCUACCAAACUCAGCCAAAGUGAAAAUGUUUGCAGUGACAGAGGGGAAGCAUGCAAAGUUUCGUUGCUAUGUAACCGGGAAACCAAAACCAGAAAUAUUAUGGAGGAAAGAUGGGAGACUUAUCUUGUCUGGGAGACGGUAUCUCUUGUAUGAAGACAGAGAGGGUUACUUCACACUUAAAGUUCUCUACUGCAAACAGCAGGACAAUGGAGUUUAUGUCUGUUCUGCUUCAAACACUGCAGGGCAAACCCUGAGUGCUGUACACCUUAUCGUCAAAGAGCCACCUGUUCGAUUUAAGCAACCGCUGAAUGACUUGCAAGUAUGGGAGAGAGACUUGGCUGUUCUUGAGUGUGAAGUUCCUGAGGACUCUGUUCCAAUCACAUGGUACUUAGAAGACAGACGACUACAGCCUGGAGCCAAAUAUGGGAUGGAAGAGUGGGGGACAAAGCGCCGACUCACAAUUCGUGAUAUUGGAGUUGAUGACGAUGGGAUUUAUCUAUGCGAGAUGGCUGAUGGGGGUAGAAGCAUUGCAGAGGUAGCAGUCAAAGGCACUAUAGUAAGAAAGCUGCCACGAAAAGUUGAUGUCCUGGAGGGGGAAAAUGCAGCCUUCUGUGUGGAGGUGGAGGAGGAGGAAAUGGACAUUCAUUGGUACAAAGAUGGAACCGAGCUAAGGGAGACCCAUCAGACCAUUCUCAAAUCUUUUGGAAGGACACACAUUUUGGUUUUUGUAAACACCACACCACAAGACUCUGGUUUGGUCAUGUUCUACGUGGGUAGAUCAAAAACUUCAUCUCAGCUACGGGUGAAAGCGGCACGGCACUGUCCACCAAGCUGUCCUAUCGGGGUACAGAUAAACACAGAACGAGCGAAUGCAGCUCUUCUUUCCUGGUUUCCAGCACAAGACUCUCGAAAGAAUCCACCUUCAGGGUAUAUAAUUGAGAGACAAGAAGUUGGCUCACAAGAGUGGCUGCAAUGUUUGACCACAGACUCUGCAACCUCAGUGGAGAUUCUUGGCGACAGUGUUCCAUGCGAGGCAGACUACAGAUUUCGGAUAUGCAGCGUCAACAAAUAUGGAAGGAGUGGAAAUGUAGAGUUCCCUCGAGCAGUUCACCUUGUUCCAGUUGCCAGAAUCCAAGCACCUCUACAAGAUGCUUUGGUGCCAGAGGGCCAGGAUGCCUGCUUUACCAUUGAGCUCUCUGCCUCAGUUAUAGGCACUUGGUUUCUAAAUGGAAAUCAGCUUCAAGACGAUGAACGUUUCUCCAUAAGGCGUUCACGUACACACCAGUCCCUACGUAUUCGUGGGGUACGAGACACAGACAAUGGAGCAGAGAUCACCUUCAUUGCUUACGGAAUUCGAGAUUCUGCUGCUUUGUAUAUACAAGCUCCACUGGUAAAAUUCACUCCACUUUCUGAAAUGGAUCGAAACAAAUUUGUAGAGGUUGGCAACCCUAUAGUACUCUACUGUGAGCUGUCAGACCCUGAGGCUCCAGUUCGCUGGUAUAAGAAUGGUGUUGAACUUCAAUCAAUGGAAGGUCUGCAUAUCCAAUCAGAAGGAACAAUGAGGAGGAUCGUCAUCCAAUCAGCAGAAUUCUCCCACUCAGGAGUGUACAGCUGCGACGCUAUUGAUGACGUCAUCAGAUUUAAUGUGGAGGUUGAGGCUCCACCAGUGAGGUUCUCAGUUCUUCCGGAGGGUGAGAGGAACAAAUCCAUUGAAGUAGGCUCAACGAUAGCACUACAAUGUGAGGUCUCAGAUCCACUUGCCUACGUCUCCUGGUACAAAGAUGGUGCAAAACUUCUGCCACAAAGUGGACUAGACUUCAAAUCUGAAGGCACAAAGAGGGAACUGUUUGUCCAGUCAGCUGAAUUUUACCACUCAGGGGUGUAUAGCUGCAAGACAAGGGGUGAUGCGGUCCACUUCAAUGUGGAUGUUAAAGCCCCACCUGUGAGGUUCUCAGCUGUCCCAGAGGUUAAGCGGAGAAAGUGCAUUGAAGCAGGCUGCCCCAUUAUUCUGCAGUGCGAGAUUUCAGACUCUACUGCACAGGUCCAGUGGUACAAAGAUGGGGAUCAGCUCCUUGUAGAAUCUGGAGUAGACAUCAAAUCAGAUGACUGCAUGAGAACACUCAGUAUUCAGUCAGCACACCCGUCUCAUGCCGGUGUGUACAGCUGCACAACAAAGGAUGAUGUCAUCAAGUUUCAUGUGGAGAUAAGAGCUGCACCGGUGAGGUUCUCAGCUGUUCCGGAAGCUGAGAAGAAUAUAUGCACUGAAGCUGGUGGCCACUUUGAACUCCACUGUAAAGUUUCAGAUCCCACAGUCCAUGUCCGCUGGUUCCACAACAAUACACAGCUUCAGCCAGAGACUGGUUUGGAUAUUCAGUCAGAGGGAGAUUCAAGGACACUAGUAGUCAAUCCAGCUGAGCCUAGUCAUUCUGGAUUGUACCGCUGUGAAACAUCUGACGACUCUGUCCAGUUCACUGUGGAUAUCAAAGACCCACCGGUGAUGUUCUCAACAUUACCAGACACUGUGAAGAACCAGCUGGUUGAAGCAGACUACUCCACUGAUAUGCACGGUGAGAUCUCAGAUCCAAAUGCCAAGGUGUGUUGUUACAAGGAUGGUGUAGAGCUCGUCUCAAAAAGUCAGCCUCAUAUCAAAUUGGAGUGUACCAGGAGGACGUUAGCUGUCAAGACAGCACAGCCCUCUAACUCUGGAUGGUACGACUGUGUGAAAACGGGUGAUGUCAUCCAGUUUAAUGUACAAGACCAAGUGCCACCACCAACAUGUUUGGCUGAUCCUGACGUUGAGAUGACCAAAUGCACGGAAGAAAUGGAACCUGCUGCACUGCAUUAUGAGAUCUCAGAUCCCACUCCAUAUGUCAGGCAGACAAAAGAUGAGGAGGUCAUGCUUCCUCAAUCUGAACCUGCAGCUGAAUUUGAACCUGAAUUGGAACUUGAAUCUAAAUCUGAAUUUGAACCUGAAUCUGAGCCUGAAGUUCACUCAGAUGCAUCCAGAGGAACUUUAAUCAUCCAUUCACCUGAGACAUCUCUUUUUGAAGUAAACAGCCCAAAGACACCAGAUGAUCCCAUCCAGUUUGAAAUGGACCAAGCAGAACUGUCUCACUAUGAGGUGUUCAGUGGUGAGACCUAUGAUGACUCUGUCCAGUGCACGGUGGAUAUAAAAGAAGAGUUCCUGAGAAGAUCAGGAACUGAGGCUGAGAUCAGAUCUGAAAAAGAGAACAACAAACUCACAGCGGAAAGAUCUGGAGAAGGGACCCCAGUGUCCAUUCCAACAACCUUCAGACUGACUAAAGAGGAACCACAGCUACAACCAAUACUACAACCACAGUUAAAAGGAAUGCCAGAGUUACGACAACAUUUAGAACCAAUGCUACAACCACAGUUACAAGGAAUGCCAGAGCUACAACCACAUUUAGAAUCAAUGCUACAACCACAGUUACAAGGAAUGCCAGAGCUACAACCACAGUUACAAGGAAUGCCAGAGCUACAACCACAGUUAGAACCAAUGCUACAACCAAUGCUACAACCACAGAUACAAGGAAUGCCAGAGCUACAACCACAGUUAGAACCAAUGCUACAACCACAGAUACAAGGAAUGUCAGAGCUACAACCACAGAUACAAGGAAUGCCAGAGCUACAACCACAGUUAGAACCAAUGCUACAACCACAGAUACAAGGAAUGUCAGAGCUACAACCACAGAUACAAGGAAUGCCAGAGCUACAACCACAGUUAGAACAAAUGGUACAACCAAUGCUACAACCACAGUUACAAGGAAUGCCAGAGCUACAACCACAGUUAGAACCAAUGCUACAACCAAUGCUACAACCACAGAUACAAGGAAUGCCAGAGCUACAACCACAGUUAGAACCAAUGCUACAACCAAUGCUACAACCACAGAUACAAGGAAUGCCAGAGCUACAAUCACAGUUAGAACCAAUGCUACAACCAAUUCUACAACCACAGUUACAAGGAAUGCCAGAGCUACAACCACAGUUAGAACCAAUGCUACAACCACAAGUGCAACCUCAGCUACAACAGCUGCAACCACAGCUGCAACCAAUGAAUCAAACAAGAACUUCAAUUUCCGAAGAUGAAGGCUCAAAUCACAUCACAAUACAAGAGAGUGACAUGGAUCAAGAUGUCUUAGCUUUUAAGGUGGAUGUUGAAGCUUCGACGACAAAUUCCACAUCACUUUGUGGAAUGGAUGAGAGCUUGCCCAUUGAUGCAGACUGUUCCAGUGCACUACUAAUUGAGAGCUCUGACCACACAACUCAAGAAAAACCUAUAUCCUGCCAACAAGAUGAAGCAACCAUGAUAUUCAAUAAACCUGCAAUACAGAAAGAGCUCAUCCAGUCAUCAAAUAUGUGUCUGCAAGAAGCAUAUGAGACUGUUACCAAGGAAGAAUUUGUUUAUCAAAAGGAACUGAAAGAACCUGUUCAUAAUGAAGAAUUAUUUACACAACCACUUGAAAGUGAAGUUUCCAGACGCAUCGAAGGUGAUUCUCCAGUUUGUUGGUACGAGGACGGAAUGCAAUUUUACUCUGAAAAUGGACAUGUUCUUGAAAUGGAGGAAGGCGUACAAAGACUGAAUGCUCCAGCCACUGACUCUGGUCAAUCAAAGGAUGAUGACAUAAUAUUUAAGGUGGAUGUCAAAGCUACAUCUUUGCAAACUUCAACUAUCCGUGAGACUGAAGGGAGCGAGUCAAAUGAUGAAACAGGCAUUGCUUUUCCACAAUCUGAGGUAUCAAGCACAAUGGCAGAGGUGUGCCGGUACAAGGAAGGCGAGGACCUCCAACAAUGUGAUGUUAUCACUCAAUCUGAAGAGACUUUCAGAGCUCUUGUUGCCAAAACAGCUGAGCCGUCUCACUCUGGGGAACAUGCUUGUGAGACAGAUGAUGUCACCGUCCAGUUUGCAGUGGACCUACCAGCUCCUCCAGUGACGUUUUCCAGUGUCCCUGAGGCUCAACGGACCAAAUGCAUUGAGUCAGGAAGACCCUUUAAACUGCAAUGCGAAGUCUCAGACCCUGAUGCAGAAGUCUGCUGGUACAAAGAUGGGAAUGAGGUGCUUCCUCAAGAUGGUAUUGUCACUGUGAAUGAGCAAGCAAUGAGAACACUCUCUGUGCAAACUGCUGAAUUACGUCACAGUGGAACAUACAGCUGCCAGACAAACAAUGACACCAUCACAUUCCAUGUGGAAAUCAAAGCUCCAUCACUGAAGUUCAUUCCAAUUUCAGAAGUGGAGAAGAACAAGUCCACCGAAGUAGACUCUCCGAUUGUUCUGAAAUGUGAGCUAUCAGAGGCUUCCGCUCAGGUGCUCUGGUGUAAAGAUGGUAGAGAGCUGGCCCCAAACCCUGGGCUCAAUUUCCAAUCAGACGGAAAUAUGAGGAAACUAACUGUUCAAUCAGCAAAACUGUCUGAUACUGGAAACUAUACCUGCCAUGUUCCAGGUGAUACCGUAUCAUUCAAUGUGGACGUUCAAGCUCACCCUGUUAGGUUCUCAGCACUCCCAGAAAUUGCAAGGAACAAGUUUAUUGAAGCAGGCUGUCCUAUUAUACUUCAAUGUGAAAUCUCAGACCCCACUGCACAAGUUUCCUGGCUCAAAGAUGGAGUCGAACUCCAACAAGACAGUGGACUUGACAUCCAAUCAGAGGGCACUAUGAAGACAAUGAUCAUCCAUUCCGCUGAGCUCAAACACUCAGGCGUGUACAGCUGUGAGGCUGUGGAUGAUCGCAUAGCAUUCAAGGUGGAUGUUGCAGCUCCACCAGUGACGUUCUCAGCUGUUCCUGAGAUUGAGAAGAACAAGUCAGUUGAAGCAGGCUGGCCAAUCAUUCUCCAAUGUGAGAUAUCUGAUCCUACAGUCCCGGUCCAAUGGUACAAGGAUGGAUUACAGCUCCUACCUCAAUCUGGGGUUUACAUCAAAUCACAGCACACCAUGAGGACAUUGGUUAUCCAAUCAGCAAAUGUAUCCCACUCUGGGUUUUACAGUUGUAAUACUGCUGAUGAUAUCAGCGAAUUUUUUGUGGAUGUUAAAGAUCCAUUCUGCUGCUUUUAUGGGCUCCUUAACCAUUUCCCUAAUGCAGGAAUAUUUUUGAAGCUUCACAAGUUUGUUUCACCUCCUGUGACAUUUGACUACAUACCAGAAGACGAUCUGCACAGAAAUAUAGUGGAACAAGACAAUCUGCUCCUUUGCUGUCAAGUGUCAAGGUCAGAUGCUACCGCACAAUGGUACAAGGAUGGAGUAGAGUUAAAGUCUAGUGACAAUGUCCUCAUAGAGGCAGAAAACACUUUACGAAGGCUGAUCAUCCUGUCAGCUCAGCUGUCAGAUUCUGGAACAUAUACCUGUCGAGCUGGAGAUAAUGCCUUAAUAUUUAAAGUUAACGUAAGAGAACCUCCAGUGAUGAUUGUAUAUCCCAAAGAAGACGUCCACCUUGAUCGCUAUGUUCCUGAAGAAAUUGUCCUUAGCUGUGAACUUUCACGACCAAAUGGAAAGGUGACAUGGUUCAAGGAUGGACAGAAACUACAAGAGAGUGAAAACAUAAAGCUAAAGACAGAGGGCCCAUAUAGACGGCUAAAAAUUCUGCGCAGUGGUGUUGAGGACUCUGGAGAAUAUGUCUGUGACACAGCUGAUGAUUCAAUAUUCUUCAAUCUAAACAUAAAAGAACCACCGGUACGCAUAGUUUCUCCAAGCCAGUCCCAAAUGGAACUUUGCCAACAGACUUCUGAGAGGAUGGUCCUGAGCUGUGAAAUCUCAAGACCCAACGCCACAGUACGUUGGUAUCGAGAUGGUCUUGAAGUGGAGGAGAGUGACAGCCUAAUUCUGGAGGUUGAUGGUGUCUAUAGGAGGCUUAUUAUCCCAAAACCCACUGUUAAAGACUCUGCAGAAUAUGUCUGUGACACUGCUGAUGACUCAGUAACUUUCUUUGUAAAUAUUGCAGAGCCACCAGUUAGAUUUAUUCGGCCAAGGAAAACAACCUAUGCAAUAGAGAAACUUGUUGGAGAAAUUGUGGUCCUUGAGUGUGAAGUGUCUCGACCAAAUGCUGAAGUUAGCUGGAAGAAGGAUGGAGAAGAGAUUGAGGAGAACAUCAACAUUACUAUCACAGAGGAUGGCACAAGUCGACAGUUAACGAUUCACUCCGCAGCUUUGGAUGAUGCAGGGCAAUAUGUCUGUGAUGCCAGAGAUGAUGUAAUGGACUUCCUAGUGAAAAUCAAAGAUCCUCCACUAAAAAUCAUGCGGAAAGCUGACAUAGAAACGAAACGCCAGUUUGUAGUAUCUGAUGCGAUUGUCUUAAAAUGUGAGAUCUCAAGAGCAAAUGGGGUGGUCAGUUGGCUUAAAGACAAUGAGAAGAUUGAGGGAAAGGACCAUUUCAUUUGUGAAGAGGAAGGGACAUUCAGAUCUCUGAUUGUUCUGAGUGCUGAGUUGAUGGACUCAGGAGAAUACAUUUGUGAUGCACAAGAUGAUAAAGUUGUCUUCACUGUUACUGUAGAAGAGGCUCCAGUGUCCAUUGUUGGAAAUUCAGAGAAGCCAGAACACCAUAUUUUAAUGACAGGAGAUGAGCUUAUCCUGGAAUGUGAGGUAUCACGAGUAAAUGCUAUAGUCCAGUGGUACCGCAAUGGAAGUUUACUACAAGAGGAUUCACGCACACACAUUGAAAGCAGAGACACAAUGAGGAAGCUUGUGAUAUCAGGACUUCAGACAUCUGACUCUGGAGAGUAUCUCUGUGAUGCCAUUGAUGACAAAAUGAUAACUAGGCUAACGGUUCAAGAACCACCAUUCAAAUUCAUCAAAAAAGAAGAAAGAACAAAUAUUUCAGCCUAUGAAGAAGACAGUGUGACACUACAUGCCACUGUUAACAGGGUCAAUGCCCCAGUGAAAUGGCAGAAAGAUCACAAUCCAAUCAGAGGGGAUCGUUUCCACACGACAAGUGAUGGUAGCACCCACUACCUUACUAUUAACCCACUUAAGAGAUGUGAUACUGGAGAGUACACAUGUCAUGUGGGAUCCGACGAGAUGCACUUCAGUGUCCAUGUCAAAGCAAUGAAAGUGAAAUUCUCCAAACCACUGGAAAACAUAGCGGGACUCAAAGGUAGUGAUGUGGUUUUAAAAUGUGAACUGUACAAGUCAAAAGGAGAUGUUCAGUGGCUUAAGGACAGCCAAGAGAUUGUGCCAAACAGACAUUUUACAAUCAGAGCUGAUGGUCGAGUGAGAAGCCUGACAAUACAUAAUGUCACAGAAGAUGAUGCAGGAGAAUAUGCUUGUGAAUCCAAAGAUGAAAGGACAUCAGCUGCUGUAGUGGUCAAUAUUCCUCGCAUUGUGGAGUUUAUUGCAGAGCUACACAACAUAACUGUCAUGGAAGGAGAAGACGCAACAUUUAAGUGUGUGGUGUCUCCAGAGGAUGCAAAGUUGGCCUGGUUUAGAAAUGGCCAGCUAAUUUCAUCAAAUGAUAAGUUCAACAUCUCAAGUAAUGGAUUAUGCCAUAUAUUGCAUAUCAACAACUGCCAAGUCUCAGAUAGCUGCAAGUUGACAGCUAAGGCUGAAGGUGUGAUUUCCAGAGCUAUCCUUCAGGUCCAAGAGGCGCAGGUGCUUUUCACAAAGAGCAUGGACCCGGUGGUUGCAGAGGAGUUUGGUGAGGCAACACUUGAGGUGGAGGUCAGCCUUGAGACUGCGGAAGUGCAGUGGAUGAGACAAGGAGUGGUUAUACAUCCAGGGUCCAAAUUCACCCUGAAGCAGAGUGGCAAAAAACGUUCUCUCACAAUCCACAAACUCACCCUUUCAGACCGAGGCACCUACAGCUGUGAAACGCUCCAUGACCGCACACAAGCCAAGCUCAGUGUGGAACCACGAAAAAUCAAGAUUCGGAAAGGUCUAACUGAGAUCCAGACUUAUGAACGAGAGACAGCUUCUUUUGAAGUGGAGCUGUCACAUAGCAAUGUGGAGGGUGUAUGGCAGAAGGAUGGGCACGCUCUCAAAAACAACAACCGUUUGCGUAUGACUGCAAAAGGACGGGUACACAGCCUUACAAUCUCCAGCCUGACCUUGGAUGACACUGGCACCUACAUAUUCUCUGUUGAGAAUGUCAGAUCAUUAGCAAGAUUGGACGUUAAAGAAAUCCCAGUAACAAUCUUGAAAAAGCUUGAGGACAUCAGACAAUCAGAGGGAUCUGGUAUAACCCUUGAAUGUGAGCUGUCACGCCACAACAUAGACAUAAAGUGGACAAAGAAUGAAGUUCAGCUUAAACCAGGAAAAAAUCAUCGCAUUUACUCUAUGGGAAGAAAGUGCUUUCUACAUAUACUGAAGUGUGAGCUGGGAGACUCUGGUUUAUAUGCGUGUGAUGCUGGGGAAGCUAAAACAUCCUGUUCAGUGGAAAUCUAUGAGAGGGAACUUGAGAUACUACAAAGCUUAGAGGAUCUGGAUAUUCAAGAAGAUCAAAAUGCAGUGUUCAUGUGUGAAGUGUCACUAGAUGAUGAGCCCGGUGAAUGGUUUAAGAAUGGAGAGAAGAUAAAACCAACCAGCACCAUCAAGAUCCGCCAGGAAGGGACUAAGCACUUCCUCCUCAUAUGCAACGUUAAAGGAGAUGACUCUGGAGAGAUCAAGUUUGUAUCCAAGAAUGUUGAGACUACAGCUUACCUUGAGGUGGAAGCACUACCAGCAAACAUUGCGAAACCACUUCAGGAUAAAACAGCUCUAGAAAAAACCCGUGUCAUACUGGACUGCACUGUGACCAAUCCUCGUUGCAGCAUUCGCUGGUAUAAGGGACCUAAUGUCAUCCUGCCCUCAGAGCGUUUUGAGAUCUGCAGUGAAGGGUGCUAUCGAAAACUUGUGAUUCAACAGGUGUUGCUAGAGGAUGAGGGCACCUAUAGUGUUCAAGUUGGAAACUACACAUCCUCAGCAAAACUAACUGUUGAAGCCCAGUCAAUCCUGAUGGUGCGAGAGCUGCAAGAUGUGGAUGUAACUGCUCCUGCAGAUGCAUGCUUUGAAUGUGAAGUCUCUCUGCCUGUGGUCAAGGCACCUUCCUGGACCCUGAAAGGGGAGACACUGCAUCCUGGUCCUAAAGUUGUGCUGGAGAAAAUGGGAACUGUUCAUAGGCUCACUCUUAAACAAACAUCCGCAGACAUGAGCGGCAUUGUGUGCUUUAUCACAGGAAGAGUUAAAAGCACUGCACAUCUGCGUGUCAUAAGUAACCACUGAGAAUCAACACAUAUGCACUUACAGUGCAUAAUACUCAACUAUGCCACUAUUUAAAUACCAAAUGAAAUGAUGAAACCAUUAAAUCUAUUUUCUUUCAAUGUGUUUGAAAGUGCGAGGCUUAUAAUUCAUUUAUUUUAAAUCUUUAGUGCCUUUUUUGCACAUUAAAUCCCAUUCUACAUGGUUGACCAUCCAUUAGGCUACAUAAUAAUUUCUUAAAUUCUUGACAAUUCUUGUCUAAAUUUAUGAUCAAACACAAUGUGCUUUAUUAAAAUAAAAUGAACAGCACCAGGCCAGACACCCAUGUAAUUCACCCACGUUGUUAUGACUUAAAUUUCUUGCACAGUAAUUUGGUAUUUAAUUUUGAAAAUUGUGUACUACUGUAUAUCCUUGUAUAGAUAUCCUUUGUUUUGUUUUUUAUUAUUCUUGUUUUGUGGGAUGCAGAUUAAAGUGAGGUUAAGGCGUGUAAUUAUAAUGUGCAGGGCCAAAGAUGAUCAAAAGAGGGUUUGGGACGGAAAGUAACUUUAGCAUAUGUAACAAAUACUCUGAGUUCAUGAAUGCAGCCAUUUUACAAAUUAGGGAAACAUUUACAAAUAAAUGGAAAUGCUUUUGAGAGUUUUAGUUUUUUUGCUUCUGUUGUAUUAAAAAGGUAGCCUAUAACAGUUCUUGCCUUUUGCUGAAGUAUCCAAAUAAGUGCAAAAGUGCUGCAGUUUUCCCUGGUUUAGCUAUCAAUAUCUUUCAAUAAAAUUUGAAAACAAA